AUGCCCGCUGUCACUUUCCUCUUCAACUUCGCUGUUGACGAAGUCAGGAAAAUCGCGUUCACAGGACACGACUUGGAAGGUGUGGAGCUACUCCCAGGUGAACGACUUCUUGAUUUAGAGUAUGCUGCUGAUAUUGCCCUCAUCUGUGACAGCUCACAAACGUGCCAAGCGGUACUGGACAGAUUAGCACUAGCUGUCCGUCACUUCGGGCUUUGCUUCGCACCCUCGAAGUGCAAAGCGUUUCUCCAAGAUUGGCCUGGACCGCCUCCUACGCUGAUCCUUGGUGGGGAUCAGCUAGAAGUCGUUCAAAAAUUCAACUACCUAAGAAGUUGUAUCAGCGCCCGUGGGAUUGAAGAUGAAAUCACGAAACGUAUAGCAAAAGCCCUGGGCGCUUUUGGUAACCUUCGCCACUUAUGGCGCCGGCGCGACAUCACUCUUGCCCUGAAGGGUAGAGUGCACAACUCAGCAGUACGUUCGACCCUAUUGUACGGUUGUGAAACCUGGCCACUUAAUGCAGCGGACCUGAAGAGGCUAGUUACGUUCGACCACCGGCGCCUUCGUAAUUUAGCUCACAUUUGGUGGGAACACCGCGUGAGUAACGAGCGUGUUCGACGCCUUGUUUAUGGCACUGGAAAAGGAAAUGAACCGCUCAGCACCGUUAUUUCACGCAUCAGGCUCCGAUGGCUCUGCCACGUGUUACGCAUGCCAGCCCACCGACUUCCGCGACGUGUGUUGUUUUCGCGCCGGGGGUGUGGAUGGAAGAAGAGGAGGGGUGGCCAAGCGAUGACUUGGUCCAGAGGAAUGAAGACCCUCACUUCUGAGCUGGCCUCGGUUGGAGCGUCUCGGCUCGCUGGUUGGGGUCCGAAAGACGAUGAACUCGUUUGGUUGGACACACUUGCUGAUAUGGCUAGGAGCCGACCUCAGUGGCGUUCGUGCUGUGAGUUUCUUUGUCCCACCCCAUCCCUCUUAGCCUCCCCCUCCAACCACGAUCUCAUUACUUAG
Dicrocoelium dendriticum is the source of this 1002-nucleotide messenger RNA. The record is from the annotation of a GenBank genome assembly. Lineage: Eukaryota; Metazoa; Platyhelminthes; Trematoda; Plagiorchiida; Dicrocoeliidae.